UACGUUCGUCGUCGAGUAGAAAUUAACACCAAUCACAACAAUCACCUCCACAACAUCAUCAUCAUCAUCAUCAUCAUCAUCAUCAUCAUCAACAACGAUAACAACAACUACAACAACAACACCAACACCAAGCACGACUGCAAUGACAAAUAGCAACAGUAGUAAAACAACAACGACGACGACGGACGAUAGAGCGGUAGUUGCGAGCAACAGGCACUCCGAAAUUGACGAGCAAUUGCUCCUCAAGGAGUGGGACUUUACUCGCUUCUUUCAAGGGUGUAACGAAAGGUUGGAUAAAAUGAAACAGGAGGCGAGCAGCAGUGGGAAAUCUGCUAGUGAUGAGAGGUCAUCAUCCUCAAGUGACAGGACAUUGAAGCGGUACGACGCCGUGGGAAGACGAAAAGAUCAACCUCAAGCUCAACCUCACCAGCCUCAGGUUCACCAUCAUAAACAGAACAGUCAUAAAUCGUCUCAACCUUCACAGUCAUCGCAACUGAAAGCGGUUCACCGGCGUCAAGAGUCCGACUCAAAGUUGGGAAACACGAGUGCAUUUGCCCGGGCAUUCAGACGGGAGAACUCGGAUUUUUUCCCAUCAACGAGGCACUCGGCCUACCUGCAAAAGUCUGAACCGCGGUCUAGUAUGUUCUCCAGCGGGAACAGACGUGGCAGCGAGAUAAGUGUCGCCGGGAUAUUGGGAAAAAAGUCCAGCGGAUUGGCACCCGGUGAGCCGGUACUGACAGAAUUCUCCUAUGGACGAGAACCGACUACGCCGGCCGCUGGCAGUGGACUACUUCAGCGGCCAAGACGCGAGAAGACAGAGAGUGAAAUUGUUUUCGGUAGCAGUAGCAGUAGACAGCAAGACUUUUUGCGAGAACGUCACGAGGCUAGACUGUUACGCGCUGCUGCUGCUACUGCUGCGGAAGACUUGUCCUCAAGAAGACGGAGUUUUAGACCCUCGGAUAGUCCAACCUCAAACUCGCUGAAUGCUACUAACUCGACAAUGUCUUCCGAUGAUGGAGGGACUAUUAAAUCUACGGCUAGUACAACUGCUAGCGAGUACAGCCCGGUUAUCAGUCAGAAUCGUGAUGGUGAUCGUGCGAGAAGUAGCGGCGGCGGUGAUUUCCAGAGGUCAGACUCAUCACCAGGCUCACGACCAAGCUCUGUUCUCCCAGACCUUUUGACCUCGUCACCGGGUCAGCGACAGGACAAAUCAACCAGCGAAGAGCAUUAUUCAUCGUUCGUGUAUCACCAUUUACACAUACAUUCACAUCUACCGAAACAGCGUUCAUUCCUGACAUUUGGUUUUGGUGCCGGUCCUGCACGAAGAGAAUCACAUGUUAACGUCAAUGUUACACCAACAAGUCACGAUUUGUCCUCAGAUACACCUGAAAUACGAAAAUACAAAAAACGUUUCAAUAGUGAAAUACUUUGCGCUGCAUUAUGGGGCGUGAAUCUGCUAAUUGGAACGGAGAACGGGUUAAUGUUGCUAGACAGAAGCGGACAAGGGAAAGUCUAUCAGUUAAUAAGCAGAAGACGAUUUCAGCAGAUGGAAGUACUCGAAGGACAAAAUAUUCUAGUGACUAUUAGCGGAAAAAAAAAUCGUGUCAGGGUUUACUACCUUUCCUGGCUCAAGAGUAAAAUACUGCGGACUGAUGGCCACAGUGACCAAGUAGAACGACGUAAUGGAUGGAUAAAUGUAGGCGAUCUCCAGGGUGCUGUGCACUUCAAAAUAGUCAAGUACGAGAGAAUAAAAUUUCUCGUCAUCGCUCUUAAAGACUCGAUAGAGAUUUACGCUUGGGCACCGAAACCCUAUCACAAAUUCAUGGCCUUUAAAUCAUUCGGUGAGCUAGCUCACCGUCCACUACUCGUCGAUCUCACUGUCGAAGAGGGUUCCAGAUUAAAAGUUAUCUACGGCAGUGCCGACGGUUUUCAUGCGGUCGAUUUGGACUCCGCAACUGUUUACGAUAUUUAUCUUCCAAAACACACUCAGGGACCCAUUUGUCCACACUGUAUUGUCGCAUUACCACACAGUAAUGGUAUGCAAUUAUUGUUGUGUUACGACAACGAAGGUGUUUACGUCAAUACGUAUGGUCGUGUAUCCAAGACAAUGGUCUUGCAGUGGGGCGAAAUGCCAACUAGUGUGGCAUAUAUUGGUACUGGUCAAAUAAUGGGUUGGGGUAAUAAAGCUAUUGAAAUAAGAAGUGUCGAGACUGGUCAUCUUGACGGCGUAUUCAUGCACAAAAAAGCUCAACGGCUCAAGUUCCUUUGUGAACGUAAUGAUAAG
Cotesia congregata is the source of this 2284-nucleotide messenger RNA. The record is from the annotation of a GenBank genome assembly. NCBI's taxonomy places the organism in Eukaryota, Metazoa, Arthropoda, Insecta, Hymenoptera, Braconidae.